CACUGAGCACUUGGAUCUUCUUCAGUGGUGCUUUGGCCAACAAAGAUACACUUUCUUUAAUGACACUGUCAUUCUCUCUUCUUGCCUGUGUCAAACAACUAUUCAACAGAUGGAAACAUAACAACUCUGCUUGGCUGGUCUUAUUAUAGAGGGAAAAAAAUUACAGUAACCCCCACAUUCAUUUCAAGAAAAUAAAGAAAGCAAAAAGUAAGCAACAAAAAUGUUUGCAGUUGAAAAUGGCCUACAAGGAGACCCAAGAUUGAAGGCCAUAUCAGAUGCCAUUAGAGUAGUCCCUCACUUCCCAAAACAAGGAAUUAUGUUUCAAGACAUAACUACACUUCUGCUUGAUCCCAAGGCAUUCAAAUACACUGUGGAUAUUUUUGUUGAUCGCUAUAGAGAUAUGGAUAUCUCUGUUGUUGCUGGAGUGGAAGCUAGAGGUUUUAUAUUUGGCCCUUCAAUUGCAUUAGCUAUUGGUGCAAAAUUUGUUCCUCUACGAAAACCUAAAAAAUUGCCAGGAGAAGUAAUUUCUGAAGCAUAUGUACUUGAAUAUGGAACUGAUUGUUUAGAGAUGCACAUUGGUGCUGUCAAACAUGGGGAACGUGCCAUCAUCAUUGAUGAUUUAGUUGCUACUGGUGGCACACUCUCUGCAGCCAUAAGACUAUUAGAACGCGUUGGAGCAGAAGUUAUCGAAUGUGCAUGCGUUAUUGGGUUGCCAGAGUUUAAGGGACAGUGCAGGCUAAAUGGAAAGCCAUUGUACAUUCUUGUGGAGCCACGUCAGUGAACAAAUUGUUCUGUUUACAGAAUUAAUUGCAGACAAUCAACAGUUCAAACUACCAUAACGCGGCGUUUAUUGUCCACCACUUUGAACAGAGAUCGCCUGCCUUCUGAUGGUUACUCCUUUUUGCUAUAUCCUUCUUUCAAGAAAAUAGGUGUCAACAAGAUGUAUUUAUGCUUUUUAAGAAUUAUGUUUGUUUCUUUGAACUUCCAAAGAUAAGCUAAGGAUAGCUUAUCUCAUGUAUUGGUAGCCAUUUGCCCUUAAAUUUGUCAAAUAGAUUUCACAUCUCCUCAAUUGCAUAAUUGAUAUUCCUAAA
This is a messenger RNA of Ricinus communis (castor bean), 1091 nucleotides long. Its product is annotated as adenine phosphoribosyltransferase 2. The transcript has 7 exons. The record is from RefSeq and is a predicted model, not a curated record. Lineage: Eukaryota; Viridiplantae; Streptophyta; Magnoliopsida; Malpighiales; Euphorbiaceae. Gene Ontology annotation, cellular component: cytosol; cytoplasm. The coding region runs from base 221 to 781 and encodes 186 amino acids. Gene Ontology annotation, molecular function: adenine phosphoribosyltransferase activity. Gene Ontology annotation, biological process: adenine salvage.